This is a messenger RNA of Pestalotiopsis fici W106-1, 843 nucleotides long. RefSeq lists its product as uncharacterized. The record is from RefSeq and is a predicted model, not a curated record. Gene Ontology annotation, biological process: alanyl-tRNA aminoacylation; regulation of translational fidelity. The coding region runs from base 1 to 843 and encodes 280 amino acids. NCBI's taxonomy places the organism in Eukaryota, Fungi, Ascomycota, Sordariomycetes, Amphisphaeriales, Sporocadaceae. The transcript has a single exon. Gene Ontology annotation, molecular function: nucleic acid binding; Ser-tRNA(Ala) deacylase activity; ATP binding.
AUGCAGCGCACCGCCCUUGCUUUUCACCGCAAUGCGCACCUUCACAAGCUGCAAGUCGCCGUAACGGCAGUCAAGACGCUGGCAUCCAUCGACGAGGUCGACAGAGCUCUAUUCAAGCUGCCUAAUGGUGAAGAUGGCAGUAAUCACCAUGUGGUCGUGACGGACUCGACUAUCUUCCACCCCCAGGGCGGCGGUCAGCCUUCAGACGUGGGGUCCAUUGAGGCUACAGAGGGCGCCAGGGGUCCUUCUUUCGACGUCCAGAUGGUGCGAACCAGCGCCUCGCCUUCAUCACCAGGCGCCGUGCUGCAUUUUGGCCGCUUCGCCGCGGCGGAUCCGCUGUCCAUUUUUCAGGCGGGCGAUGCCGUCGAGCAGCGCAUCAAUGUUGAGAAGCGGCUUCUGUACUCGCGGUACCACACGGCAGGCCACGUCCUGGGUUCAGCCGUGCGGCACCUGCUCGAGAAGGAGGUGGCCGGAUUCGACGAGACCAAGGCCAGCCACUUUCCCGACUCGGCAGCGUGCGAGUUCAUGGGCACCAUUGAGGGCAAGUGGAAAGACGCCAUCCAGAAGCGCGUCGAUGAGUACGUCGAGCGCGACAUGCCCGUCGAGAUUGAGUGGUGGGACGAGGAGGAUUUCCGCUCCCACGGUCUCGAGCGCCUUAUCCCCGACCGCGCCGCCAUGGGCAUGACCGACGAUGAAAAGUUCCGUGUCGUCAAUAUUGUCGGUGCCGAGGUCUACCCUUGCGGCGGCACCCACGUCGACUCGACCAAGCUGUGCGGCAAGACCAAUGUCAAGAAGAUUGGGCGGUCCAAGGGUAAUAGCAGGGUCAGCUACGUCCUCCCAUAA